Molecule: messenger RNA, 966 nt
Organism: Medioppia subpectinata
Lineage: Eukaryota; Metazoa; Arthropoda; Arachnida; Sarcoptiformes; Oppiidae
Source: the annotation of a GenBank genome assembly
AUGUCUUCAAUCGGGAGACUAUUGUCAUUGUCUUCGCGAAAGACACUGACGUGUUAUGCCAUCGUUGGGCCAACACAUCGACUCAUUCACUCGCAGUCAUGCCAUGAGAAGAAGCGGAUCCAUCUGUUGAGAUCAUUCAUACGGACAAUGAGUCGGAGGGCGGGAAUCGAUGACUCCAAGAGAAACCUGUUUUCGUGGAAAUCAUUUCUGAUAUCCGGAGGGCUUUUCACCGUAUUUUUGGUGGCAUUUCUUCAGUUCAAGAGAGAGAAGAUGUUAUCGUUAGAGAAGGAGAGGAGGCGUUCGAUGGGAAAGGCGUCGAUCGGCGGUCAGUUUGAUCUCAUCGACCAAAAUGGCAAACCCUUCUCAUCCAAAGACUUAUUGGGCAAAUGGCUUCUCCUGUACUUUGGAUUCACUCACUGUCCGGACAUAUGUCCGGAUGAGAUCGAAAAGAUGGUCAAAGCCAUUGAAAUUGUCUCUAAACUACAAGACACUCAGGAAAUCAAAGCCGUAUUCAUAACAGUAGAUCCCGAUAGAGACUCGGCUGAAGCCGUCAAAGGAUACCUCAAAGAGUUCUCCGAAGAUAUAAUCGGUUUGACGGGAACUAAGGAACAGAUAGAGGCGGCCACUCGUGCCUAUCGGGUGUACUAUUCGGCCGGUCCUCGCGAUCACGAGAACGAUUAUAUCGUCGAUCACACGAUUAUAAUGUACUUAAUUAACCCGAAGGGAGAGUUCAUCGACUAUUACGGACAGACCAAGACUGCCGAAGACANGUACUAUUCGGCCGGUCCUCGCGAUCACGAGAACGAUUAUAUCGUCGAUCACACGAUUAUAAUGUACUUAAUUAACCCGAAGGGAGAGUUCAUCGACUAUUACGGACAGACCAAGACUGCCGAAGACAUAGCCAGUGGUGUGUCGAUGAAUAUGCUGAAAUACGCUAGUGCCAAUAAGAAGUUUUCAUUGUUUUGA